Messenger RNA from Eucalyptus grandis, 1701 nucleotides. Its product is annotated as probable serine/threonine-protein phosphatase 2A regulatory subunit B'' subunit TON2. Gene Ontology annotation, biological process: regulation of dephosphorylation; microtubule cytoskeleton organization; cortical cytoskeleton organization. Lineage: Eukaryota; Viridiplantae; Streptophyta; Magnoliopsida; Myrtales; Myrtaceae. Gene Ontology annotation, molecular function: calcium ion binding. Gene Ontology annotation, cellular component: centrosome; spindle. Bases 1 to 1431 code for a protein of 476 amino acids. The transcript is spliced from 12 exons. The record is from RefSeq and is a predicted model, not a curated record.
AUGUACAGCGGCUCGAGCGACGGCGAGAGCCACGAGGCGUCGCAGAGGAAGAUCCCCCCGGCGUCCUCCAUGCCCUGGGUCCGCAACCUCCGUCGCUUCAUCGGAUCCGGGGCCGGACUCGGUUCCGAAGCCUUGAUGGAACUCGAGACCAAGAGGAUUUUGCUUGACAUAUUCAAGGAGAAGCAACAAAAAAGUGCUGAAGCUGGCUCCAUUCCAAGUUUUUAUAAGAAGAAACCCGAAGAAGGAUCCAUCAGUCAAAGAGUACAGAGGCUUGCAAAAUACCGGUUUCUCAGGAAGCAAUCGGAUCUUUUGCUUAAUGCAGACGAUCUGGAUGCAAUGUGGGUUUGCUUGAGAGAAAAUUGUGUCAUUGAUGACGCCACAGGGGCAGAAAAGAUGAACUAUGAAGAUUUUUGCCAUAUUGCAUCUGUAUGUACAGAGCAAAUAGGCCCCAAAUGCCGACGAUUCUUCAGCCCUUCAAAUUUCAUGAAAUUUGAGAAAGACGAGUCAGGACGAAUUGCCAUUCUUCCUUUCUACCUCUAUGUGAUGCGCACGGUUUCACUAACGCAGGCCAGAAUUGAUAUGAGUGAGCUAGAUGAAGAUUCUGAUGGUUUCCUUCAACCUCAUGAAAUGGAGGCUUACAUAAGGGGUCUGAUUCCGAAUUUGGCGCAGCUACGAGACAUGCCUGCUGCAUUUGUUCAAAUGUAUUGCCGCAUUGCUGCCCGCAAGUUCUUCUUCUUCUGUGAUCCUCAUAGACGAGGGAAAGCAUGUAUAAAGAAGGUGCUGCUUAGUAACUGCCUUCAAGAACUUAUGGAACUGCACCAGGAAAGUGAGGAAGAAGUUACUGACACUGAACAAGCUGAAAAUUGGUUCUCCUUGACGUCUGCACAGCGCAUAUGUGAUAUGUUCUUGGCACUUGACAGAGAUAUGAAUGGAACGUUGAGCAAGCAGGAGCUCAAAGAAUAUGCAGAUGGUUCACUAACAGAGAUCUUCAUUGAAAGAGUAUUUGAUGAGCACGUACGUCGUGGAAAAAGUGGUGGAGGGAAUUCUCGGGAGAUGGAUUUUGAGAGUUUUCUUGACUUUGUUCUGGCACUGGAAAACAAAGACACUCCUGAAGGAUUAACAUAUCUUUUUCGGUGUCUUGAUCUCAAUGGAAGAGGAUUUCUCACAACGGCUGAUAUACACUCGCUGUUCAGGGAUGUGCAUCAGAAGUGGAUUGAGGGUGGGAACUAUGAGCUGUGCAUCGACGAUGUCAGGGAUGAAAUCUGGGAUAUGGUUAAACCUGCUGACCCGCUGAGAAUCACGUUGUCUGAUCUUCUGACCUGCAAGCAAGGUGGGACGGUAGCCAGUAUGCUCAUUGAUGUGCGUGGUUUCUGGGCCCAUGAUAAUAGGGAGAACCUAUUGCAAGAAGAGGAAGAACCCGAAGAAGAAUGACAAAGCCCGUCCCCCCAUUGUUGGAGUGGUCCCUAAUGCUAACCCCAGUCUGAUGUCUGAACUAAACUAUUGGUUGUGAUUUGUAGUUUGCAUUGACACUGACGAUGAGUAUUGCUGCUUUGGCAUGUGUAGUAUUGUGUAGAUUAGGCUUUUGGAACUGGCUUCUUGAUUUCGUGCUUCUUUGAAUAAUUCGGUGUAAUUAUCAAAAGAAGAAAAGUGUAGUAUUCUAUUCUGUAUGUAGCCUCCUUUUGAAAGUAUUGUCGAUAGCCA